AUGAUGGAGUAUUGGAGGCAGUGCGCGCUGUGGUUAAUAAACUGCAAGGUGCUUCCAGUUAACCACCGGGUUACAUGGGAGUCUGCACAGGUAUUUGACUUGGCUCAAACCCUCCGGGAUGGGGUCCUCCUCUGCCACCUGCUCAACAACCUGAGACCCCAGUCCAUCAACCUAAAGGAGAUUAACCUCCGGCCUCAAAUGUCACAGUUCCUGUGCCUGAAGAAUAUCAGGACCUUCCUGGCAGCCUGCAGCGACAUAUUCGGCAUGAAGAAAAGCGAGCUGUUUGAGGCCUUCGACCUUUUUGACGUCAGGGACUUUGGAAAGGUUAUGGACACACUAUCUAAACUUUCUCAUACAUUGAUCGCACAGCAAACUGGACUCAGGCCUUUUCCCACAGAAGAGAGUGUUGAAGAUGAGGACAUCUACAACCACUUGGAAGACCUUAUAGAUGAGAACGGGGUGGAGGAUGAGGACGAUCUCUACGACUGCGUGUAUGAUGAUGAAGAGGGCGGCGAGAUCUAUGAGGACCUGAUGAAGACGGAAGCCAUCCCUCCUCCGACGUUCCAGAAACAGGCGGAGACUGACAUCAGAAGUCUCUGUUUAACAGAGAUCAAGCAGACAGAGGAGAAAUACACGGAAACCCUGGAGUCUAUAGAGAAGCACUUUAUGACGCCCCUCACCACGUUUUUAACCCAUGUCGAGAUGGAAAAGGUGUUUGUGAAUGUCCCGGAACUGGUUAAAGUUCACAAAAGUUUACUAGUGGAUAUCCAAGAGUCAGUCCAACAGAGAAGUGCCCAGAACCUUUACCAGAUAUUCAUCACGUUCAAAGAGAGGUUGCUGAUCUAUGGGAAAUACUGCAGCCAUGUAGAGACGUCCAUCGCCACUCUGGACUCCAUCUGCAAAGACAGAGAGGAUGUACGCAUGAAGCUAGAGGAAUGUUCAAAGAGAGCUAACUAUGGCAAGUUCACACUGAGGGAUCUGCUGGUGGUUCCUAUGCAGCGAGUCUUGAAGUAUCACCUUCUUCUGCAGGAGCUGAUGAAACACACUCAUGAUGCCACAGAAAAGACCAAUCUGCGGAAAGCACUGGACGCAAUGAAGGACUUGGCUCAGUAUGUCAACGAAGUCAAGAGAGACAAUGAGACGUUGCGAGAAAUAGAUCAGUACCAGAGAUCCAUUGAAAACCUGAAUCAACCUCUGAUUAACUACGGGAGACCCAAAGUUGACGGGGAGGUACGGGUGGCCUCAGUGGACAAACGAGCCAAACAGGACAGACACAUCUUCCUGUUCGAUGCUGCGGUGAUCGUUUGUAAGCGGCGAGGAGACAACUACGAGAUGAAAGAAGUGAUCGACCUGCACCUCUUCAAGAUCACAAACAACCCCACAUCGGACAAGGAGAACCGAAAGUGGUCCUAUGGAUUCUACCUCACUCACAACCAGGGCCAGAACGGCUUUGAAUUCUUCUUCAAGACCAAAGAGCUGAAAAAGAAGUGGCUGGAACAGUUUGGCAUGGCCAUAUCCAACAUUCGUCCUGAGGAUGCAACAAGCAACCACCAUGACUUUCACAUGCACACCUUUGACAGAAUCACCUCGUGCAAUUCUUGCCACAUGCUACUGAGGGGCAUCUUUAACCAGGGCUACCUGUGCUCCAAGUGUGGUUUAGGUGCUCAUAAAGAAUGUCUGGGCCGACUGGGCCACUGUGGAAAAACAGGUAACAUGUCACUGCUAAAAUCAUUUCUGACUGAAGACGCAUUAAAAUCAAUAGGUUUGCCCAAGAUGGUGGUUAUCAGGAACUACUUCGGUGUGCCGAGCCCCUCUUCUGGUCCAGCACUCAACAUCCAGAUAGGUGACAUCAUCGAAUUAAUCUGCGCCGACCUUCACUGCCCCUGGUGGCAGGGCAAAAUCCUGUCGACGAAAGAGGUUGGCUUCUUUCCAAGCGACGCUGUGAAGCCUUGCCCAUGUGUCCCGAAGCCCGUCGAUUACUCCACUCAACCUUGGUUUGCAGGGCCCAUGGAGAGGCUCCAGGCAGAGGCAGAACUCAUCAACAGGGUCAACAGCACCUACCUAGUCCGGCAUCGCAGCAGAGAGUUCACAGAAUACGCCAUCAGCAUAAAGUACAACAACGACGUGAAGCACAUAAAGAUCCUGACGAAGGAGGGCUGCUUCUACAUCGCAGAGAACAAGAAGUUCAGGAGCAUAUUAGAGCUGAUUGAGUACUACAAACACCACUCCCUGAGAGAAGGUUUCAGGAGUCUGGACACAACGUUGCAGUUUCCUUACCGGGAACCAGAGAAUGCUGCUAUGCACCGCAUCAACCGGUUGGGUGGCAACAUGUUCGCUCCCAAAGUGAUCGGCGUGGCGAUAGCGCGGUACGACUUCAGCUCGCGUGACACCCGGGAGCUCUCACUACAGGAGGGUGACGUGGUGAAGAUCUACACAAAGUCUGGAGCCAAUGGGUGGUGGAGAGGCGAGGUCAACGGCAGGGUUGGCUGGUUUCCGUCCACAUACGUAGAGGAGGGUGAAGAGUGAGCGGUCCGACACGAGAAGAAGAAUAAGAUGAAAAGAUGGACGGCAGCAGCGGAGUGAGAGGGCUGAGCUCGUAACGGCAACAAAACAAACAAUUGAAAGUGCCGUCAGCUCCUGCACCGCUGCUUGCUCCUGUGUUCCUUUUACAAAGCGGAGCAGUACACGGCUUCACCCGCCUCAGAUGGAGCCCUGCUGCCUGCAACCAUUCCCUGCGGCCUUUUUGGGAGAGGAAAAAAAAGGGCUACAGUACAUUGCAUAGGCAAAGAUGCCCAAUCAUUUCUGGUUGACUCUGUGUGGCUAAGUGACUCCACCAACUAGCAGCUUGCCUGUCAGCGGGGCACAAGCCCUCGU
Molecule: messenger RNA, 2874 nt
Organism: Scomber japonicus (chub mackerel)
Lineage: Eukaryota; Metazoa; Chordata; Actinopteri; Scombriformes; Scombridae
Gene: vav3a
Product: guanine nucleotide exchange factor VAV3
Exons: 26
Coding region: 1-2526 (841 amino acids)
Biological process (GO): intracellular signal transduction; cell migration; regulation of GTPase activity
Cellular component (GO): cytoplasm; plasma membrane
Molecular function (GO): guanyl-nucleotide exchange factor activity; protein binding
Source: RefSeq, a predicted model, not a curated record